Didymosphaeria variabile is the source of this 1431-nucleotide messenger RNA. RefSeq names its product pre-mRNA-splicing factor prp46 (gene PRP46). Lineage: Eukaryota; Fungi; Ascomycota; Dothideomycetes; Pleosporales; Didymosphaeriaceae. Gene Ontology annotation, biological process: mRNA splicing, via spliceosome. The record is from RefSeq and is a predicted model, not a curated record. The transcript has a single exon. Gene Ontology annotation, molecular function: protein binding. The coding region runs from base 1 to 1431 and encodes 476 amino acids. Gene Ontology annotation, cellular component: precatalytic spliceosome; catalytic step 2 spliceosome; Prp19 complex.
AUGGCCGACACAUUACCGAGCACCGCGGCCGAUAAUGCCGUUCGCGCGUCCGCGAAACGAACGCGCGAGAUAUUCGCCGCCGAUACGCUCCAAUAUCCUUCCACAGGCCUCGACAGCACGCGUGUGUCGACGCGAAUACACCAAGAAUACCACCAUGUGCAGGAAUUACCAGCUGCGCUGGCAGCAAAGAUGGCCACAGCGGCGACAACAGCUGCGGAAAAGAGGAGGAAGAUAAAGAACGCAAACGCAGAGGAACAGUCAUCAGAUCCAACGAUGCGCAAGAUGAUCGCAGCAUCGUCGGAGAAGGCAGAAAAAGCGAAAGAGGCACAGACGAUGGCGCUGACAGUGCGAUCGGGUAAAGGCGCCGCACCGAACGCACAUGGGCCCACGCCGAUGCGCGAUACCCCGUCCACUGCUUUGGUGCGGAAGGACACUGUUAGAGCGGUGAAGCCAGAUUGGCAUGCGCCAUGGAAACCGUUCAGAGUGAUCAGUGGCCACAUGGGAUGGGUGCGCUCGCUCGCAGUCGAGCCGGACAACCAGUGGUUUGCUAGUGGAGCCGCCGACAGGACUAUCAAGAUCUGGGAUCUGGCCACUGGUACAUUGAAGCUGACAUUGACCGGUCACAUUAGUGCCGUUCGAGGCCUGGCUGUUUCUCCUAGACACCCAUAUCUGUUUUCUUGCGGCGAGGACAAAAUGGUAAAGUGCUGGGAUCUCGAGACGAACAAGGUCAUCCGACAUUACCACGGCCACUUGAGCGGAGUGUACAGCCUCAGCCUACAUCCCACGCUCGAUGUGCUUGUCACCGGAGGACGCGAUGGUGUCGCCAGAGUGUGGGAUAUGCGAACACGCACCAACAUCCACGUCAUGGGCGGCCACAAAGGCACCAUUUCUGACCUGCAGUGCCAGGAAGUCGAUCCUCAAGUUAUCACAGGCUCCAUGGACUCUACUAUCCGACUAUGGGAUUUGGCCGCAAACAAGACUAUGGCUGUCUUGACCCACCACAAGAAAGCCGUGCGAGCACUUACCAUCCAUCCUUCUGAGUUCACGUUCGCAUCUGGAUCUGCUCAGUCAAUAAAGCAGUUCAAGUGUCCUGAAGGUGCCUUCAUGCAGAACUUCAAUGGCCACAACUCAAUCAUCAAUACGCUCUCCGUCAACGAAGACAAUGUUAUGUUUUCAGGUGGCGACGACGGAACAGUAUCUUUCUGGGACUGGAAGACGGGACACCGCUUCCAGCAAACCGAUUCAAUUGCCCAGCCUGGCUCACUGGACGCUGAAGCGGGCAUUAUGUGCUCUACGUUCGAUAAGACCGGUCUUCGUCUGAUCACAGGUGAAUCAGACAAGUCGAUCAAGCUCUGGAAGCAGGAUGACAGCGCAACCGAGGAUUCGCAUCCGCUCGACUGGAAACCCACGCUCGGCCGCCAGAAGUUUUAA